This is a messenger RNA of Scatophagus argus, 5208 nucleotides long. It is a transcript of the gene washc2c, whose product is annotated as WASH complex subunit 2C. Gene Ontology annotation, cellular component: early endosome; WASH complex. Gene Ontology annotation, molecular function: retromer complex binding; phosphatidylinositol phosphate binding. Bases 269 to 4651 code for a protein of 1460 amino acids. Gene Ontology annotation, biological process: retrograde transport, endosome to Golgi; protein localization to endosome. The transcript is spliced from 32 exons. The record is from RefSeq and is a predicted model, not a curated record. NCBI's taxonomy places the organism in Eukaryota, Metazoa, Chordata, Actinopteri, Scatophagidae.
GCAGUCAGGUGACUGUCUGCAGACAGAACAUGGCUGACCUGUCAGAAGACCAAUGAGGGAAAGGCCAGAUUUACCAUAAUCGAUCUCAUUUUUUUACGUCGUUCCUGACCACAGUCGACCGUUGUGAACGUCAGUUAACCCGAGAUAUUCAAAAAGCAAGUCUAUUUCAGUGUGAAAGCUAGUUGGAGGAAAUGGCAUUUGGCAACUUCAUGUGCACUCAGAAAGUUGCCUUCCUCAAACAUGUAACGUUAUUGCCGAAGCUAAUCUCAUGGACCGCAAGUGUAGCAGUAAAACAACAUUAACCAACGGAAAGAUAAGGCUACAGAUGAGUGGGUUGCAGGAUGGAAUAGCAAAUGGUCCAAGCAGCAGUGAACACUUGGAGAAAGAUGCUCAGAUUUGGGAGAGACCCUGGACUCUUGAAGAGAUACGGCAGAGCAGUGCCAGCUGGUCCUUGGCAGCCGACUCAGGGCUCUUCCUUUUUCUCCAAGACUUCUCCCAGAGAAUGCUGUCAAAGACACACGAGAUUGAAAAACAGCUGGAUAGUUUGAUCUGUGAUACCAAGGCCACAGACAGCUGCUUGCACUCUGUCUUUAAUGACUUCCUCAUGCUUUCCAACACACAGUUUAUAGAAAAUAGAGUGUAUGAUGAAGAAGUAGAAGAGACUAUCCCCAAGGCCGAUGCAUUGGAAAAGCAGUCUGAACCAGAGAAGACUCGAGAGCAGAAGGAGGCAGAGUUGAUCCCUAAGAUGCAGGAAGCUGUGAACUAUGGUCUGAGAGUUCUGGAGUCAGCCUUUGAGCAUCUGGACAUCAAAGCAGGAAACUCUGACUCAGAAGAUGAGGAGGUCACUGACAGAGUGGAGGCCAUCCUGGAGCCUAAGGAUCUUUACGUGGACCGACCACUCCCAUAUCUGAUUGGUUCCCAGGCUUUCUUGGAACAAGAUGAUGUUGGACUUGGUGACCUCUCAAGUGACGAAAUGUCUGUCGACAGCGACAGAGACAGUGUAAUUGAGAGUGAGGAUGGAAAAGAUGCAGUUAAUUCAGAUGAGGACUUUGAUCAGGAGGAGGAAGAAGCUCAUAAUAAUAUUAAGAAGAAGUCAUCCAUGUUGAGUUAUGAGGAUGAUGAAGAAGAGGAGGAGGAAGAUUCUGACAUAUUUGGAGAAUCAGACAGGGAUGAUGAAGACGACACAAAGAACGCAGGCCCAUCAUCUUUUGCCGAUGAGCUAGCAGCCCGAAUCAAAGGUGAACCAGUUCAGAAACCACAAGGAGAUCGUGCAUCAUUGACAUCAAAGAAGAAAAGUAAAGGCAGAAAAGAACGAAAGCCUGCAAAGUCACAGGCAGCAGCUGAAGAGGACAGCGAUGACAUGUUUAAACCACCAAAACUGGACGAUGAUGACUUCUCCCCAUUUGGAGGGAAAGGUGGCCUCUUCAGUGGAGGCAGAGGCCUGUUUGAUGAUGAUGAUGAGGGUGAUCUUUUCUCAGAAGCCCCAAAACCUCCUGUUUCUGAGGAGAAAAAGGUGCUGAAUGAAAGCAUGAAAAACACAGCGCAAACUGCUGAAUCUGAAAAACCUGGAAAGAAGAUUCCAGCGGGUGCUGUGUCAAUAUUCCCAGAAAACAGCCUGUUCAUUUCAGGGAAUGACUCUGAUUCAGUGGAGAGCAAAGAGAAUGGAACUCCAACUGCCCCCAAACAAGUUCCUAUAGGGGCUGGUGUUGGAGGAGGAGGACUUUUUGAUGAUGAGGAUGAGGAUGAUGACUUCUUCGGUGGAAAAAGCCUGAAAAAGUCAGGCUCUGCUGGACAGGAGAAACCCAAACCCAAGAAAGCUAUUGAUCUUUUUGAUGAUGACGAUGAGGAUGGUGACAUAUUCAGUGAAAAGUAUAGCACACCAGCUCCGAGCAAAAAGGAAGUUGCGGAAGAGCAAGUUAAACACCCUGAGAAGAAGAUGCCGGCAGGGGCCAUCUCCUUGUUUGGUCCUGGGACUAAAAGCUUGCUCAGCGAGGGCCUGAAGAAACGUCAGCCGUCUACCAGCGAGGAGUCCGAGAAAUCUGAGGAGAAUGGGCCUGCUCCAGAUGCUGGGAAGGCUGCUGUCAAGCAAACUCAGAAACCGCAGACCAGAGGCCUCUUCUCUGAUGAUGAAGACACACAGGGAUUUCUAGCCAUCCCUCAGAGUCAGUCCAAGCCUGAACCUAAGAGCCAGGACAAAACCAGCAAGGCCCCUUUGUCAUUAUUUGACGAUGAGGAAGAAGAGGAUUUGUUUGCGUCUGCAGCUAAGUCUAAACCAAAACCUAAUCAAGCUAAGGCUUCCACUCCACAGCCCAAGGCUGUGUCCAGCUCCCUCUUCAGUGAUGAUGAGGAUCAGUGGAUGAGCUCUAAAACAAGUGCAGGGAAGCCAGAGGUCAAGACAGGAGGGAUGAAGCCCAGUGCCAGCGCCCCCUCCAGUUUCCCCAGUGCCAAAACGUCUCACAAAAGCCUCUUUGACAAUGAUGACGACGAUGACCUGUUUGCUCCAACAAAAGAGUUAAGUCAGAAGAAGCCUCAGAGAGUUGCUCUCUUGUUUGAAGAUGAAGAUGAUGAAGAUAAAGGAUCCCUCUUUGGCAUCAAAGCUGCUGUCAACUCAAACACUGCAGCCCAACCUGCUAAAACCCCUGCUGUGGCCUCUCAGUCGUCCUCCCAGUCAGAGAAAUCUCAGGAGGUUGCAGUUUCCAGGACGACAGCAGACGACAAGCCUUCAGAGCAGGAGAAGCCAGCAGCAAAGGCCCCUGAGCUCUCCUCGCCGGAGAGCAGUGAAAGUAAAAAGAAGCCUGCUGGAGCAGUCAGUCUUUUCGGAGGCAUCGAUGUUCUUGCCAACAAGCAGACAAAGAGCCCUCUGGAUGAAGUUGACAGUGAUGACAACUUCCUCUCUAAGGACAGCCCACCACCAGCUGUUAAGAAGAAGGAGGAGAAGAAGAAGGAAGAGAAAGUCAAACCAAACACUGUGAGUCUGUUUGAUGAUGAGGAGGAAGAUGAAUCGGAUUGGAAUGAACCGAUAUUCACCCCCAGUAAACCCACAACAAAAAACACACUGAAGCCUGCAGAAGAACGACCACAAGCAAAGAGCACAGGUGUGUUUCAGGAUGAGGAGCUGCUGUUCAGUCAGACGCAGCAGAAGGACAAUGACCCAGAUGUUGACCUCUUUGCCACCUCAGGGAAAGCUGCAAGUUCCAAGACCAGCUCAGUGAAGCCAGCAGCACAAAGUCUGUUUGCAGACGACGAUGAAGAUGACCUCUUCAGCUCCAUCAAGCCAAAAACUCCACCUCCGAAAGUAGCAGAGAAGCCCAGUAAACCUAAGGACAGCACACCACUAGCAAGCCCAGAAUCUGUAUCGGAGAUUCAGAAACCUGCACCAAGUCCUGUAAAACCUAAAGAUUCUUCAUCAAGGAUUGGGAAACUUCAAGCCAAUCUGAUGAUCAACCCUGCUGCGUUGCUCCCUGGUGCUGUCCCCAGUCUGCCAGGGGCCAUAAGCGUACUCCCUGGCGCAGCCCCUAGUUCCUCCUCUGGGGUGUCCAGCUCCAGCCUGAGCCCCAGCCCUGCCACGACUCCUUUAGGAGCCCAGACAGACCGUGAGGGAGGAGUGAGCUUUGACACCCCAGUCCAAGUCACAACACUGCACAGUGCUCACAAGACUCGUGCCAAAGUUUCUGCACAACGGAGACCCCAGUCCAGAGCGGCAAGGCAGCAAGCAGCUCAAAGAUCUGUAGUGGAUGAAGAUACCCCGGGUGGAGAUGUUCCCAGGCCUAACCCCAGUCCUCAGUCCAGCCAGGUGCCUGCCAGUCAGACACUCCCUGACUCAGCUGCAGCCACAUCCUUGCCUCCCUCCUCACCUUCCCAGUCUUCUCUCUCUGAAACCUCCCCCAGACCCUUUGUAUUGACACUACCAGUAUCCACAAAUGCUGGAAAGAAAGACUCUAAUGAAGACAACAGCAGUACCAAGGUGCUGCCAUCUGCUGAUGAGGAUGACCUUUUUGGUUCAGACAGUCUGUUUGGGGCAGCUUCAGUCAACAACAAACCAUCCACCAGACAAAUUGCCAAGACUACUCAAUCUCAGGCUGGUAGCGAUGUAGGACUCAAGAAAGACAAAGACAAAAGCACACUCCCAUCUAUUUUUGAUGACAACAGCGAUGACCUUUUUCAAAAGGUCAAGCCAAAGUCAGCCACUAAGAAAGCCAAGGUCUCGCCCUUUUUGGAAGAUGAUGAUGCCGAUGAGGACAUCUUUGGAGUGAGCAACAGUUCAACUCCCACAUCGACAAGUAGUAAAGAGAUCAAGAACAGCAACAGUUUUUCAAAGCCAGAUAUCUUCCAGGAUGAAGUAGCCACUGUGCCUAAAGUCCACAAGAAGCACAAAGAGAAGACCAUUGAUGAUAGCUUGUUUGAUGACAAUAUAGACAUUUUUGCUGACCUGACGGACACGUUGAAGCCAAAACACAAGUCCAAGAUAAAGGGAGAGACCAAGUCCAUAUUUGACGAUGACAUGGAUGACAUCUUCUCACCAAGCACAGUUAAACCAGUUGCGAAGGCUCCGCAGAAAUCAAAGAAAACGCCACCAUCUCAAGAGACCAGUACGGUAGCUGAUUCAAGCAACAUAUUUGAUGAUCCACUUAAUGCUCUUGGUGGGAAUUGAGCUGUUUCUAAGUAGCCAGAUUUGUACAAUUGUGGAUUACUUCUUUUGUCAUUUGGAUUGCUGAAAGAUUGGAUGUGGGAUACACUGUUGAUAGAGUAUUUAUUCAUGUGAAUUCAUAUAAAUACUGUGUCUUAUUUUUGGCAGAUAAAGUCUUAAAUGAAAAUGAUUUCAGUCAUCUUCCAACAUGAUUUCCAAAAUCAUCUCGGCUUCAGAUCAUAUUAUGUAACAGUGAUUAUAUACUGUUAAUCUUUAUUAUACAUGAUAGCACUUUAUAAGCAUACCAUAUGCUUAGCCUCAAAGCCUGCAGAAAUUAACAGUAACUUGUUUUGUUUGUUUUGAAGAUGUUUAUCCAUUUGGCUUGUCCAUGUUGAGAUUCCAUAUCUUUGGAUUUGUGCCAUAUCAUGGUUGUGAGAAAUCAGUGUGUUUACUUACUGUCUUAGGCAUUUUGACAAUGUUUUUAUUAAUAAGAAAUCCAUCAGUUUCUAAACUUUGGCUGUGAUGAAAAAGGAAGUUCAUUUUUAAUAACUAAAAGGAAACAUAUUUUAUGCUAUCUGAAA